CCACAUUGUUGUCUUGACGGGUAUGCACUUAAACAUAAUUUCUUCAUACAGCAGUCGCGCCUAUAAGGAAGUGUACAUGGAAGGAUUGCUCGAGUACGGUACAGUUGGGGGCUAUAUUGGAAAGAGAAAUUACCUUGACAAUCAUGCGUACAGCUGCAGGUACAAUGCUUAGGAUUAAUACCUAGAGUUUCCAUUCAUUUUGCGAAUUCGGCUCGUAACCACGAACCACGAACCAGCAACCAGAAAACCUUGUCGAAAAUACCAAAUCCGAUCUACACUCAGAUAUGUACUAGUUAUUGUGCAUACCUAGAAAAGGGACUUCAUAAAUAAUCUUAAAAGAUAUUAUAAGCAAAGAUGAUUCUUCCAAUUAUAGCUCUGGGUCAAAGUUAAAAUUGAUAGACUUCCACAAUAUCAAAGUAUAAGCUGAAAAUGCCGAGACGGCUUAGAUGUGCGUCAUUGGGGACUUGCCGAUAAAGAUGCACAGCAAGCCCCCUGCAAUCGAUAAGCUGAUCCCUGGAACAUGAGACGCCGCUCGUGACAACAUCGACACCCUUCUCUCCCGCCAUUCUCCAUUCCCCAAGGUAUACCAAUAACGCACACAUGCUCAACAAAAUCGCAUCAUCGCUUAUCCUACGAACCAGGCUGCCCUGAAAAGGCAUUUUGCCUGACCAUCAUUCUUCUACCGAUCCUUGUUAUUGCUAAACAAUGCGCGCUUCGGAUUCCACAGCAGAUUCCAGGGCACGGCGAUCAUGGGCAACAAUUCGAGCAGAGUGACCGCCCAGGACAAGGCGAUCCUCGACCUCAAACUACAGCGCGACAAGCUGCACCAAUACCAGCGGCGCAUCACGGUGCUAACCGAUAAGGAGACGGCCGUGGCGCGGCAGAUGCUAGCGGCCGGCGACAAGAAGCGCGCCCUGCUAGCUUUGCGCCGGAAGAAGUACCAAGAGUCGCUACUCGAGAAGACCGACGCGCAACUCGCCCAGCUGGAGCAACUAACCCGCAGCGUCGAAUUCGCGCUCAUCCAGAAGGACGUCGUGUUCGGCCUGCAGCAGGGCACGCGGGUCCUGCGCGACAUCCACGCCGAGAUGGGCGGCCUCGAGCACGUCGAGAAGCUUAUGGGCGAUACGGCGGAUGCCAUUGCUUACCAGAGGGAGGUAAGCGAGAUGCUAGGCGGCAGAAUUACAAACCAGGACGAGGACGAGGUCGAAGACGAAUUAGCCGCCCUCGAGCAGGAAAUCAACGGUCCGGCGAAACUACCCAACGUGCCGGAUACCAAGAUACCCCCGCCAAAGGUCAAAGAUGCGAUGCCGCAGGAGCAAGAACCGGAACAAGAACCGGAGCCGGAGAGGAGAGCUAUGCUCGCCGCAUAAUACGAGCGCGAGGGAUGGAUGCAGUAAGAGAGCGGAUAAAUACAAUAUUUACAACUGCAUAAUGAACCGUUGGUGGAAAUUAGAAGCCGCGUUUUGGGUUUGGAUAUCCAGGGUAGGGUAGUGUGUAUAGCAUAUAAGGCACUGGUCCUCUUUUCGGGGCAGCACGGGAUCGCAACACCUCUUGUCGGUAAUAGGACCUUUCACCAGUGUAGAGCCAGGGAAGGAGGUUUAGAUGAGCUAGCGUUACGACUAUGGAUGGAUAGGUAGGGUAUAAGCUAUAUAAUGCAUACAUAAAUAGAUAAUACGGGUUUAUUUA
Molecule: messenger RNA, 1686 nt
Organism: Daldinia vernicosa
Lineage: Eukaryota; Fungi; Ascomycota; Sordariomycetes; Xylariales; Hypoxylaceae
Product: charged multivesicular body protein 6
Exons: 3
Coding region: 750-1370 (206 amino acids)
Biological process (GO): late endosome to vacuole transport via multivesicular body sorting pathway; vesicle budding from membrane
Cellular component (GO): ESCRT III complex; multivesicular body
Source: RefSeq, a predicted model, not a curated record